Molecule: messenger RNA, 1908 nt
Organism: Komagataella phaffii GS115
Lineage: Eukaryota; Fungi; Ascomycota; Pichiomycetes; Pichiales; Pichiaceae
Product: Putative GTPase that associates with free 60S ribosomal subunits in the nucleolus
Exons: 1
Coding region: 1-1908 (635 amino acids)
Biological process (GO): ribosomal large subunit biogenesis
Cellular component (GO): nucleolus
Molecular function (GO): RNA binding; GTPase activity; GTP binding
Source: RefSeq, a predicted model, not a curated record
AUGCAAUUAACUUGGAAGGAUAUUCCGACAGUGCCAACGUCAAAUGACAUGUUGGACAUUGUUCUUAACAGGACACAGAGAAAAACCCCAACGGUGAUCAGACCAGGUUUUGCUAUCACUCGUAUUAGAGCUUUCUACAUGAGAAAGGUAAGAUAUACAGCAGAAGGUUUUGCCGAGAAGUUCACCGACUUGCUGCAAGGUUUCCCCAAUAUAGACGAUGUUCAUCCCUUCCACAGAGAUCUUAUGGAUACCUUGUACGAGAAAAACCAUUACAAAGUGUCUCUAUCAGCCAUUUCCAGGGCAAAGGCUAUGAUCGAACAGGUCGCCAGAGAUUAUGUCAGACUUUUGAAGUUUGGUCAGUCGCUGUUCCAAUGUAAGCAGUUGAAGAGAGCUGCCUUAGGUAGAAUGGCCACUAUCGUGAAGAAAUUGAAGGAUCCUAUGGUUUAUCUGGAGCAAGUUAGACAGCAUUUGGGUCGUCUUCCAUCCAUCGACCCUAACACCAGAACACUAUUGAUCUGUGGUUAUCCUAACGUCGGAAAGUCCUCUUUCUUGCGUUGUAUCACCAAGGCUGAUGUCGAGGUUCAACCUUAUGCCUUCACCACCAAGUCAUUGUAUGUCGGACACUUCGACUACAAAUAUUUGCGAUUCCAGGCAAUUGAUACCCCUGGUAUUCUUGACAGACCCACUGAAGAGAUGAACAACAUUGAAAUGCAGUCUAUUUAUGCCAUUGCACAUCUGAGAUCCUGUGUUUUGUACUUCAUGGAUCUCUCAGAGCAGUGUGGGUUUUCAGUCGAAGCCCAAGUGCGUUUGUUCCACUCCAUUAAGCCAUUGUUUGCCAACAAGACUGUGUUGGUCGUGGUUAACAAGACGGAUAUCAUCAGUAUUGAGGAUCUAGACCCUGAGAGAAGAGAGCUGCUGUCCAGUAUUGAGAAAGUCAGUGGUGUUGAGAUUAUGCAAACCUCUUGUUACGAAGAGGACAACGUUAUGAAGGUCAGAAACUCUGCCUGUGAAAAAUUGUUGACUUCCAGAAUUGAGCAGAAGCUGAAGGGAUCAUCCCGUAUCUCCAAUGUUCUUAACAAGAUCCACGUUGCUAAACCACAGGCCAGAGACGACGUCGACCGUGCUGCAUACAUUCCAGACGCUGUCAAGACUCUUAAGAAAUAUGAUCCCGAAGACCCCAACCGUAGAAAGCUGGCCAGGGACAUUGAGGCUGAGAAUGGAGGUGCUGGUGUAUUCAACAUCAACCUUAAAGACAAGUACAUGUUGGAGGAUGACGAGUGGAAGAAUGACAUUAUGCCAGAAAUAUUGGAUGGUCGUAACGUUUACGAUUUCUUGGAUCCUGACAUCGCUGCCAAAUUGCAAGCUUUGGAAGAGGAAGAAGAGCAAUUGUCCAAGGAAGGAUUCUACGACUCAGAUUCGGAGAUUGAGGAUGAGGAAGUCGAAGACAUCAAGGAAAAGGCCAGAUGGAUCCGCAACAAACAGAAGAUGAUGAUCAACGAUGCCAAGAUGAAGAAGAACAACAGUAGAUCUGUCAUGCCUAGAACUAAGGUUACCCACUCUGUUGCUAAUUUGAAGGAUCACAUGUAUAAAUUGGGACACGAGACUUCUGGUUUGAACGCAAGCGUGAAGAGAGCCAGUGCCCAGCAGAGCCGUGGAUCUGAGAUUGUCAGAAAAGAGGCUUCUGCUGAUACUAAACGUCCUCACACUAUGUUGCUCCAAAGAGACAGACGAAGUGACGGUGUUAGCGAUGGAUCUCUUCGUUCCAAGGUUGACAGAGUAGCUAAGAUGCAUCUGCGUGAGAGAAACAGACAUACUAGAAAGGGUGAAGGUGACAGAGCUGAUACUGCUAGUUUGCCUAAGCACCUGAUUGCAGGUAAGCGUGGUAACGGUAAGACUGACCGCCGUUAG